AUGAGAAAAAGAUUAGGUGCAAUACAUUCAGAUUCAACUGAAGAAUACAUUCAAUUAGCAUAAACUGCUUGGAACAAAGAUCUUUUUUAUUAUGAGGGUAAUUCUAAGAAACAAACAUAAAACAUAGGGAACUUUGAUUUUGAUGAGAGGGAAACAAAUGUAUUAAUAUAAUCUAAUAAUAUAGAAUACAGAAAUAGAAGAGGAAAUAUAGGCAUAGAUAUAAUAGAUGGAAGCAUAAAAUGUUAAAAUACUUGUAAUGAAUAUUGAGAAUGAAGCCUAAUAUAUCUUUGAUUAUUGUGGUUAAGAAUAUCAUCAAAAGAAGGAUUUUGAUUAUAUUUCAAAGAUUGAAAUCAAUAAAAACAAAUAAAUCACUUACCAUUUUUGGAUGAACAAUCUAAACUCAACUAAAUUCACUGAUAUUAUUGAUGGUAAAAUUUAUAAAUUUAUUUUUUUUAGUAUAUGUAAAAAAUUGUGAUGUAGUGAUAUAUGUUUACAAUAAAUUAAUGGAAGAACAUUAUCAAGAAUUUGUCUAAAAGAUAUCCAAAAUAAAUAAUAAGAACUUUAUUAUUUACAAAGUUAAGAAUAUUAUGAAUAGAACUCAAGUAUUUUUUAUUAUAAAUUUUAUAGAGUUAUAACACAUUAAAUGAUUAGAAUAAAGAGAAUGUUAUUUCUGUUAAAAGCUUAUAAGAAGCCAUCUCUAAAACUAUUAACUAAUAUAUUUGA
This is a messenger RNA of Paramecium pentaurelia, 723 nucleotides long. NCBI's taxonomy places the organism in Eukaryota, Ciliophora, Oligohymenophorea, Peniculida, Parameciidae. The record is from the annotation of a GenBank genome assembly.